UGAGUAUUAAUUUUCUUCGAAGUUUUCCUUUAUUUUUUGUGCGCAAAUUUGAAGGUUGUUCAUACCAGCAGGGAUUUUAGGUUUUUACGUGUUCACAACCAGGAAAUGGCGUCUUUUAGGUCUCUCAAGUCUGCAAUCUUUGACAGAGAAGAGAGAAAACAGCAGUACCAGGCUCACAUACGAGGACUUAACGCUUACGAUCGGCACAAGAAAUUUUUAAAUGAUUACGUUGGCUUCUAUGGGAAUGAAAGAUCUACAGAAGAAAAGUUGCCUCUUAAAACUGAUCAAGAUACUCUUAGAGAAGGAUACAGGUUUAUACGGUCUGAGGAAGAUGAUUUGAAUCCAUCAUGGGAACAAAAGCUGGUGAAGCGCUACUAUGAUAAGCUUUUUAAAGAAUACUGCAUUGCUGAUAUGUCACAGUACAAGAGUGGAAAGAUUGGCCUGAGGUGGAGGACUGAAAAAGAAGUCGUAUCUGGGAAAGGGCAGUUUGUAUGUGGUAACAAGCAUUGCAACGAAAAAGAUGGAUUAGCAAGCUAUGAGGUGAAUUUUUCUUAUUUUGAAGCGGGGGAAAACAAACAGGCCCUGGUGAAACUUGUGACUUGUGAGAGAUGUGCUGAGAAGCUUCUUUACAAAAAGAUGAAGGAGAAAGAACAAUUGAGAAAAAGAGAGAAAGAAGAGCUCCUGAAAAAGAGGGAAAGAUCGGAAAGUGGUGAUGGUACUGAUACUGGAUAUGGGAGGAGCAAAAAAAGGAAAAAAGAAAGGGUGGCUUCAACUUCGGCAAGUGAUCAUAAGAGUAAGAGCGAUGACGACGAAAACUUUGACGAGUUUCUUGAGGGAAUGUUUCCUUGAUUAUAUAAAAGCCAGAAUGUCCGUCUACUUCUGUACUACAAAAUAUGUUCUACUUGAAGGUACUGAAAUGAGCUGAAAUUUGAUUGUUAUGUUGACAACUCAAUUGUGCUGCUAAGAAAUUUAGUCAGUAUUCAGUGUAGAUCAUGUUUGUCAGUUGUGCAAGUAGAAUAUUUGGGCUGUAAUAUGGGGACUUCUUUGAAGAAUUUUCUUCUUGUAUUUGUUGAGGGGAAGUGACAAAAAUAUAGCUUGUAACUUUGACAUGAAUCAUUUCAUUACUAUUUUAAGCAACCAACCACUAUUCUGAAAUUAACAU
Molecule: messenger RNA, 1162 nt
Organism: Camellia sinensis
Lineage: Eukaryota; Viridiplantae; Streptophyta; Magnoliopsida; Ericales; Theaceae
Source: RefSeq, a predicted model, not a curated record